GCUGUGGGCGUCUCUGGCGCUGGCGAGUGCCUCCUGCCUGCCUUGCCCCGAUGGUUGAUAAGCUGCCUCGCUCCACUGGGCAUGCCCGCUCCGUUUCUAUAUAAAACCCGUCGGAGUUAAUCCCUGGACAUUCCCCGGCUCCUUCCACCCCGCCCUCGCCAUCGGGUUGCAACGGAUCGCGCUGUUUGGCCGCCGCAUCAUUCAGAUCGACUCUCCGGUUGCCGCUGCAGCAAGCAACUUCACCCUGAAUGAUGCUGUCCCUGGACCAGAUCCACACAGAACCACCCCCAACACCCAAGGAACUGGACUGGGCAGAACAGGGGUUUCUACCCCCACUGAGCCCUCUGCGCUGUGCCUGGCGCCGGGAUGUAUCCCUGGACUGCAAGAUCAGCCCUGAGGAUGCCCAGGCCCGCGCCUGCACGGCCUACUACUACGACCUGUUGCAGUGCACCUUGCAACAGGAGGGGCUCCCAGAGACGGUUGACCUCACCAAGGAGCCCCGCACAGGGUUUGGACCAUCGGACAUAACCAUCUGUGUCUUAGGCUCCCCCACUUCAUAUCUGUCUGUGCUUCUGGAAGGCGGCAACCAGUGCCCAGGUAACAUGCUGCUGUGCCUGUCACCUGCCUGGCUCUCCAAGGUGCCAUCCGAAUCGCACCCUGGAGAGUCGUCCUUGCUGGUCUUCAAGGCGGUGACAUUUGAGCUUGGGGGCCGCACGACGCUGGAAGAAUUUGCCCCCCCACGCCGCGUCACCUACUUCACUGGCUGCUUUGGGCCUUGCAAGGUGCAGGGCCAGUCAGCGGCGGAGCUGGCGCGAGACCUCGAUUGCCCCACGGGGGGCUCCGGAGAGCUGGCCCGCCUGCUGGAGGACAAGCUGCUGACCCGUCAGCUCAUGGACCAGCAGGCACAAGUAGCCGUGCCCCCCACCCUGGCCUUCACCUUUAAGCGCCCCCUGCCCCUACGUAGCGUGACCGAGGAGCAGCGCGUCCGCAUGGUGGAGCUGAGUGGCCGGGAGGGGCAGGACAACCUGCUGCAGGAGGAAAUCACGGCUUUCUUGCAAGGUGGCGCCCUGGAGCCCUAUACUCAGGUGGUGGUCAAGCCAUCAGGCUGGCGCUGGAAUGGAGCCCAAGCUGUGUCAUUCCAUGCCAAGUCAGAACAGGGAUGUGUCCUGCAAGCAGUCCUUACACUGCUGGAGACUCUGGAGGAGGAGGAGAGCAUCUUGCUGGAGGCCUUCAUUCCCACUGCUCACAUGGUCCAGCCUGGCCCUCCUGACACAAAUGGUUCCCCAUGCAACACAUUUCCACGGUCUAAUCUGGCAGUCCGAAUAUGCGCUGUUGUCUGCAGAUCCCGGAAGGACCAGCCUCUAUUGAGCAAGGUAGUUUGUGGUGUGGGCCGGGCAGAUAAACCCUUGAAGCACCAGGCCACAGUGCCCCAGACUCUGGAGAGCAGCCUACGGCAGUGGGGGUUGAAGGACGAGGCCCAGAUCUCAGCCAUCCGUGCCCAGAUCAAGCAGAAGGCUGAGGCGGCCAUGAAAGCUUUCAUGGAUAUGGAGGCUGGUCUGUCAGCUGAGCAAAGAGGUGGUCGCCGAGCCCAAACUGACAUUAUCGGUGUGGAUUUCCUCCUGAGCUCAGAGGAGCAGGUGCUGCAGCUGGUGGCCCUGGAGAUGAACUCGCAGCUGUGCCUGGAGACCUGCUCCGUCUUCGAAUCCAUGGGCCGGGUGGUGGGGGCACCCGCGGGUGAGGCGGCAUGGCCCCUGGUGGAGACGAUGCUGCGUCGUGCGCAGUGCCACCUGAUGGAGGGCAAGCACGUGCUGGUGAUUGGGGCCGGCGGAGUCAGCAAAAAGUUCGUCUGGGAGGCAGCCAGGGACUACGGGCUAAAAAUCCACCUGGUGGAGUCCGAUCCCAACCACUUUGCCUCCCAGCUGGUGCAGACCUUCAUCCACUAUGACACCACGGACCACAGGAGGGAUGAGGAGCAUGCCCAGCGACUGCUGGGGCUGGUGCAGGAGCGGGGCCUGCAUCUGGACGGCUGCCUGUCCUACUGGGAUGACUGCAUGGUCCUGACGGCACUGGUGUGUGAAGGGCUGGGCCUGCGCUGCAGCUCCCCAACCGCCAUGCGGGUGGCCAAGCAGAAGAGCCGCACUCACCUGCACUUGCUGCGGCGGCGCAAAGAGGGGGCGCGCUGGCCCUCGGCGGCCCUCUACGCUGUGCCCUGCUGCCACCUGGAGAGCCAUGCUGAUGUGGAGCGGGCGGCCAGCCACAUCAAUUUCCCCGGGGUCAUGAAGCUAGAGUACGGGGCAGGGGCUGUGGGGGUAAAGCUGGUGGAAGAUGCGCAGCAGUGUCACCUGCACUUCGACAAGAUCUCCAGGGACCUCCAGGAUGACUCUGACCAUCCAGGCAUCGGGCUGGGCUGGGGCAACACAAUGCUCCUGAUGGAGUACGUCUCCGGCACUGAGCAUGAUGUGGAUCUGGUGAUUUACGAAGGGCGGAUGCUGGGGGCCUUUGUGUCCGACAACGGGCCCACCCGGGUGCCCAACUUCACCGAGACGGCAGCCUGCAUGCCCACCUGCCUGCCCCCCGAUCGCGAGGCGCAACUCAUCCGCGCCGCCUACCAGUGCUGCUUAGGCUGCGGCCUCACCGACGGCGUCUUCAACGUGGAGCUGAAGCUGACGGCGGCUGGCCCCAAGCUCAUUGAGAUCAACCCCCGCAUGGGCGGCUUCUACCUCCGCGACUGGAUCCAGGAGAUCUACGGAGUUGAUAUCAUGCUGGCUUCCGUCAUGGUGGCCUGCGGGGUGGUCCCUCUGCUGCCUGCGCGCGCCCAGCCCCGCACGCACCUGGUGGGAGUGAUGUGCCUGGUGUCGCAGCACCUGCAGGCCCUCAAGUCCACAGCCAACCUGGAGACGCUCCAGGCCCUCCACGAGCGCGGUGUCAUCCGCCUAAACCUGCUGGAUGACGAGCUAGUGUCCAGCGAGUACGAGGAGCCCUACUGCAACGUGGCCUGCGCCAGUUCUAGCCGCCAGGAGGCCUGCCUCAAGCUGCUAGGCAUCUGCCAGGUGCUGGGCAUCGACUCGCUGCACUACCCUGUCGCCCAUUUCCUCUCUCACUUCAAAUAGCCUUGGAGAUACGGCUCCCUCACUCUGGAGCAGGCCCAAGCCCAGCUCCAGAGAGGGGGCCUUGCCCAUCCCUCCUGUAUUAUCCUCCCCUUAUUCCCAACUCACCCCGCACCCCUGGGGUUUGCAUUACACAGACACCCUAUUUCCUACAGCCUUUCUCGAGUGGCUGCCGUCUCCCUCAGGAAGGAGUGUGGCACCAUCUGGGGCCAUCUCUGGUAAGUGCCAUGCCCACACCACUCACAUCCUUGAAGGGGCUCAGCACCUCCUUUCCGUGGGGGGACCUGAUUCACUACAGAAUCCCAGCCUUCUUUGCCCCUCAUCUCCUUUGCCUUUAUUUGCAGUUCUGAUUAAUUUCCUCCGCCACCCCAGCUUGCUUCCUGAAUUAUUCCAGCCCACCACCAUAAACAGAGACAAGUUCCAAACUCUUCACCUUCUCUUUCUUCUACUGGGGAAAAGCUGCUGGUUUCUGGCCAGCCAGCUCCUGCAGAGAAUCUGCCUCACUCUUCCAGAAUCCAUGGAAGAGAGGGCUUGGCAUUCAGAUCUUUGACAGUCCCCCAUCAGCCAAUACUUCUCCAGCAAUCCUACGAGAGCAAAGCAGCAUGUGCUGAUCCUAAGCACUAAUUUUCCCCGUAUGCAAACUCCAUCCACUUGCAGGCAAGCCCCCCCUGCAAAUUCCUCAGCCAACCUACUGUAAGAACAGCAAGACCACACGCACGCCUAUGGUAACCGCUGUUUAUGGAGCAGUAGAACACAAGAUGUUUAACAAGCUAGUUCUGCUGACUCAGCACUUGCAAACCCCACAACGAAUUAACAUCCUAGCAACGCGCGAUCCUUAUUGGAGCUAAUGAGCACGCACAACUCUGUGCUCAUCAGAUGACCACAGAAUAACACCGGGUAGGUCUGUGGUAAACCCUAACGUGUGUGUGUCUCCCGUGGGCAGAGGCCACCACACGAGUUCUCUGUGCUUGUAAGAGCAUCUUUAACUAUCUCCCCACCCUGCAGUGCCCCAAGAGAUCCUGUGGUAGGCUAUCACUGACAGCACUUCCUGGCCACCAUUUGCUAGCAUACGAGGCUCUCCAGUGAAAGAUCAUAGCACCAGCACUCCUGAUGUACCUUAAACUAAAUAAACCUGCUAGUGGAACCACGAUGCCCCUGAAGACCCUUACACAACUACGAAAUCAUAGUGCCAGCAUUCCUGACCAUUACUGCAAUAACAAGCCACAACCUUGCCACCAUUCUGAAUUGUGAGGAAGUAGCAAUGCUUUGUGCAUAGUCCUGGCAUCCCCAAAUAAUGUUACCUAUAGAGUAGCAGCAUCCUUUAAAAUGCCUAGAACCAGCAUAAAGAGAAAGGAGCAGAAGCAGAGUUCCGACCAGCACUAUGGGAAGAGUGUCUCUGUCUUUUUAAGAGCUCACUGGCUUUCUGUUGCUUCCAUGGCAAAAGGAAGAGGCUGCAGGAUGGGGGUAACUGAAGGGCCUGGGUGGACUUUCCAUUGCCUGGGAGGCUUAAAAUGACAGAUACCUUGAUCCCAUUUGGGGAGAGGGGAGGCAGGAAUUGGGAGCUUCAGGGUGCCCAUGAUUGGGUGACUAACAGCAAGACCAUUAGUUAAGUGUACCCGCCUAACAAGGAUAGGUGACCCUGCCAGCCUUCCUGCCUGCCUAUAUCUAUCCUUCCGCCACUUCUGUAACCAGGCAGGCGUAGUAGUUCCUCCCCCAAUAAAAUGCCGUGUACAAA
Elgaria multicarinata webbii is the source of this 4842-nucleotide messenger RNA. RefSeq names its product carnosine synthase 1 (gene CARNS1). The transcript has 10 exons. Bases 249 to 3110 code for a protein of 953 amino acids. NCBI's taxonomy places the organism in Eukaryota, Metazoa, Chordata, Lepidosauria, Squamata, Anguidae. The record is from RefSeq and is a predicted model, not a curated record. Gene Ontology annotation, biological process: carnosine biosynthetic process. Gene Ontology annotation, molecular function: metal ion binding; ATP binding; ATP hydrolysis activity.